AUGGCCGCUCGUCGUUCUCUGGCCCGGGGUAUUCCCGCUCUCCGCACAGUCUCUCCCCGCAUUGGCCUCACCACGAAACCAGUCGCUGGGACGUGGGCGACCUCGAAAUCGCCAUCGUCACUGUCGCAGUCCGUGGUGUCGCAGAACACCAGAAGACACAUUCACAUUACUGCUCGUCGCUCCUCCCAGCAGCAGUACGGCACCCAAUCUGCCGCUUCUACCACCACCGAAUAUCCUACAUCCCACGAACAGAUCACAAGCCCCCUCGACACAACCAACUUCAUCGACAACGAAUUUGUCACCUCCAAGGCGUCCGAAUGGAUUGAUUUGCACGACCCUGCUACAAAUAAUCUCGUAACUCGUGUCCCCCAGAGCACAGAUGAAGAGCUCAAGGCCGCUGUCGCCUCAGCUGAGAAGGCCUUCCCUGAGUGGCGAGCUACCAGUAUCAUCGCCAGGCAAGAGAUUAUGUUCAAGUUUGUGAGCUUGAUUCGUCGUGAUUGGGAUCGACUUGCGGCUUCGAUUACCCUUGAGCAGGGUAAGACAUUUGCCGAUGCUAAGGGUGAUGUCCUCCGUGGUCUGCAGGUUGCCGAGACGGCCUGUGGUAUUACCUCUCAGAUCACGGGAGAUAUUCUCGAGGUUGCCAAGGAUAUGGAAACUCGCAGCUACCGAGAGCCCCUUGGUGUCGUUGCUGCUAUUUGCCCUUUUAACUUCCCUGCUAUGAUCCCUCUCUGGUGUAUCCCCGUUGCCACCGUCACCGGAAACACCAUCGUUAUCAAACCCUCUGAACGUGACCCCGGUGCGGCCAUGAUCCUGGCCGAGCUCGCCCGUGAAGCCGGUUUCCCGCCCGGUGUUAUCAACAUCGUCCAUGGCGCCCACAAAACCGUAAACUUCAUCCUCGACGAGCCCGCUAUCAAGGCUAUCUCUUUCGUCGGUGGCAACAAAGCCGGCGAAUACAUCUACUCCCGCGGCAGCGCCAACGGUAAGCGCGUACAGGCCAACCUGGGGGCCAAGAACCACGCCACCGUUCUCCCCGACAGCAACAAGAACCAUGCCCUAAAUGCCAUUGCCGGCGCCGCUUUUGGGGCUGCUGGUCAGCGAUGCAUGGCUCUGAGCACAUUGGUGAUGGUCGGCGAGACCAAAGAAUGGCUGCCCGAGCUUGCAGAGCGCGCAAAGCAGCUUCAGGUCAAUGGCGGAUUUGAGGCUGGUGCCGAUCUCGGCCCUGUUAUCAGCCCGCAUAGCAAGAAGCGUAUUGAGGAUUUGAUUGCUUCUGCGGAGAAGGAGGGUGCCACUAUUCUUUUGGAUGGUCGGGGCUACAAGCCGGAGAAGUAUCCUAACGGAAACUGGAUCGCCCCCACAAUCAUCACAAACGUUACGCCCGACAUGACCUGCUACAAAGAAGAAAUCUUCGGCCCCGUCCUGGUCUGCCUCAACGUCGAAACCCUCGACGACGCCAUCGCACUCACCAACGCCAACGACUACGGCAACGGCGCCGCCAUCUUCACCACCUCCGGCUCCUCUGCGUCCCGAUUCCAAAAGAACAUCGAAGCCGGUCAACUAGGCAUCAACGUGCCCAUCCCUGUUCCUUUGCCCAUGUUCUCUUUCACCGGAAACAAGAAGAGUGUCGCCGGUGGCGGUGCAAGCACUUUCUACGGUAAACCCGGUCUGCAGUUCUAUACCCAGCAAAAGACCGUGACGAGUUUGUGGCGUAGUGAGGAUGCUUCGCAUACCCGUGCUAGUGUUGUUAUGCCUACCCAUAAAUAG
Talaromyces amestolkiae is the source of this 1761-nucleotide messenger RNA. RefSeq lists its product as uncharacterized. Lineage: Eukaryota; Fungi; Ascomycota; Eurotiomycetes; Eurotiales; Trichocomaceae. Bases 1 to 1761 code for a protein of 586 amino acids. The record is from RefSeq and is a predicted model, not a curated record. Gene Ontology annotation, biological process: L-valine catabolic process; thymine catabolic process. Gene Ontology annotation, cellular component: mitochondrion. The transcript is spliced from 3 exons. Gene Ontology annotation, molecular function: methylmalonate-semialdehyde dehydrogenase (acylating, NAD+) activity; malonate-semialdehyde dehydrogenase (acetylating, [NAD(P)+]) activity.